AUAAUUCACGUAGCCAUUGCGUAGAUUUCUUUGCGUGAAAGCUUUAGGACGAGAUACGUGCGUCUGCCAGCUGCUGGAAAGUUCAAGAUGGUGAAAAUUGGUUUGCAGUUCAAAGCUAUGUUAGAAAACAUCACAAAUGUCCGGCCAUUUGGGGAUGAUUUUCGCUGGUUCCUGAAGCUGAAGUGUGGAAACUGUGGCGAGGUUUCUGACAAAUGGCAGUACAUCACAUUGAUGGACAGCGUGCCUUUGAAGGGAGGGAGAGGGAGUGCCAGCAUGGUGCAGAAGUGCAAGCUGUGCUCCAGAGAGAAUUCGAUCGAUAUCCUGAAGGACACCAUGAAACCUUACCAUGCUGAGGACAGCGAGAGGUUUAAGACCAUCGUGCAGUUUGAAUGCAGGGGGCUGGAGCCUGUGGAUUUCCAGCCCCAGGCUGGCUUUGCUGCAGAGGGAGCCGAGACAGGAACACCAUUCACAGAAAUUAACCUACAGGAAGGAGACUGGAACGACUAUGACGAGAAAGCCAAAGAGUCAGUGGGAAUCUACGAAGUCGCUCACCAGUUUAUCAAAUGCUGAAGUGUCUUCACGCUAACAGGCCUUCGCAUCGCCAGACCAGCUGGAUAUUUUAGUUACCCACAACUGAGGGGAUAUGAGGCAGUAUCAGACCCUUCAUUGUAUAGACUGCCAUCUUAAUACAGCAUGUGGGGGGUCAGUUACACCACAGGUGAACUGCUCACCUGUAUUCUGUUCAGGUGGACGCUUCACCAGGGCAAAGAUAUUUCAUGGAGAGAACACUUGUGGAAGCUGCAGCCUAAAUAAAAGAUUUCAUUUUUGCUCAAUGAA
Polyodon spathula (Mississippi paddlefish) is the source of this 837-nucleotide messenger RNA. It is a transcript of the gene czib, whose product is annotated as CXXC motif containing zinc binding protein. Gene Ontology annotation, molecular function: zinc ion binding. The transcript is spliced from 8 exons. NCBI's taxonomy places the organism in Eukaryota, Metazoa, Chordata, Actinopteri, Acipenseriformes, Polyodontidae. Bases 88 to 570 code for a protein of 160 amino acids. The record is from RefSeq and is a predicted model, not a curated record.